AUGUUGAGACUUGAGAGUGAAAACAAUAAACAUACUUUUUAUUCAAUAACAAAAUGUUUGGAUGACAUAUGUUGUCCACUGAUUUGCUCGGAGUGUAAAAUAUGUAUUCAUUCGUAUCAAUGCACAUGUCCAGAUUAUCAAAUUAAAUCAAUUAUAUGCAAACAUAUUCAUGUUAUAGUUAUGGAUACAACUUCCACGAAUACAUCAAUUGUAGAAUUAACACCUGAAACAGAUUAUCAAACAUCAAACAUAGGCAAAGAAAUGGAACUACACAUAAAAAGUAUACAAAGAAGUGAGAGCUCACAGAACACUUCAAUACUUCAUGCCAGAUUUAAGGACAAAGCAAUAAAUUUAAGUAACCUAAUUCAAGGUGUUAAUAAUCCUGAACAUCUUAAAGUUGCGAUGCAAAAAUUAGACGCCUUAACUGCAUUUAUUAAUGUUGCAUCAAAUGAAAAUGAAGUUAUUCCAUACAAAACGGACCAAAAAGAACCAGCUAAUAAAAAAAUCACACAACAAAAAUCAUUCUUCUCAACCAAAAAUAAAAGGUUUAAGGCAAGAAAUACUAUAACACGACCAACAUCAGACGAAAUUAAAGAUCUAAACGAUACGUUACUACAUAAAAAAAUGUGUGGUUUUAAAAGAACAAGAUAA
Macrosiphum euphorbiae (potato aphid) is the source of this 651-nucleotide messenger RNA. The record is from the annotation of a GenBank genome assembly. NCBI's taxonomy places the organism in Eukaryota, Metazoa, Arthropoda, Insecta, Hemiptera, Aphididae.